AUGGUUCUCGCGCGAGUCCUCACGCUCCCGCUGCCCGCCCCGUCGUCCGCGCCCCACCGCCGCUUCCUCCUCCCGCCUCAGGCGGCGCCUCCGCCGGUGCGUGUGCUCACCGUGCGGGCCGCGGCCUGCUGCGCAGCGAACGCCAUGGCGGCCGUUGCUCUGGACCCGCCCCCGGUCGCUCCGGAUCCCGCUGAGGUCGCAGCCGUGGGCGUCGGGGAGGAGCUGCCGGAGGGGUACGAUCAGAUGAUGCCCACCGUGGAGCCGUCGCGGCGGCGGCGCGCGGGGGUGCUCCUGCAUCCGACGUCGUUGCGGGGCCCGCACGGCAUCGGCGACCUCGGGGACGAGGCGCUUGCCUUCCUGCAUUGGCUCCGCGACGCUGGCUGCACGCUCUGGCAGGUUCUACCACUUGUUCCUCCAGGUAGGACGGCUGGGGAGGAUGGAUCUCCUUAUUCUGGACAGGAUGCCAACUGUGGCAAUACCCUUUUGAUAUCUCUUGAGGAGCUUGUAAAAGAUGGUCUAUUGAUGUCAGAUGAACUUCCUGAUCCUGUGGACACAGAGUUUGUUGAAUUUGACACUGUUGCAAAUCUGAAAGAACCACUUAUUGCUAAGGCAGCAGAGAGGCUCCUACUAAGCCAAGGAGAGCUCAGAACGCAAUAUGACUGCUUCAAGAAAAAUCCAAAUAUAUCAGGUUGGCUUGAAGAUGCAGCUCUUUUUGCUGCUAUUGACAAAAGCAUCGGUGCGUUCUCUUGGUACGAGUGGCCUGAACCUCUGAAAAAUCGCCAUCUUGGAGCCUUGGAAGAUAUAUAUCAAAAACAGAAGGACUUUAUAGAGACAUUUAUGGCUCAGCAGUUCUUAUUUCAAAGGCAAUGGCAGCAGAUUCGUACAUAUGCACAAAAGCUGGGUAUCAGCAUCAUGGGUGACAUGCCUAUAUAUGUUGGCUACCAUAGUGCAGAUGUUUGGGCGAACAGGAAAUCAUUUUUGCUGGACAAGAAUGGUUUCCCCACUUUCGUUAGUGGUGUUCCACCUGAUGCUUUUAGCGAAACGGGUCAACUAUGGAACAGCCCAUUGUACGAUUGGAAAGCUAUGGAAGCAGAUGGCUUUUCAUGGUGGAUAAAGAGGAUUAAACGUGCCCUUGAUUUGUAUGAUGAGUUCCGUAUUGACCAUUUCCGGGGGCUUGCGGGUUUUUGGGCAGUCCCUUCUGAUGCAAAAGUAGCACUGGUUGGAAGCUGGAGGGCUGGACCAAGGAAUAGCUUUUUUGACGCGCUCUUCAAAGCUGUUGGUAGAAUAGAUAUAAUAGCAGAAGACCUGGGGGUAAUUACUGAAGAUGUCGUUCAGCUAAGGAAAUCUAUUGGGGCCCCUGGGAUGGCAGUUCUCCAGUUUGCUUUUGGAGGUGGUUCUGACAACCCUCACUUGGUACACAACCAUGAAAUGGAUCAAGUUGUGUACACUGGAACACAUGAUAACGAUACAGUUCUUGGCUGGUGGCAAAAUUUACCAGAGGAAGAGAAGAAAAUUGUGAUCAAGUAUCUACCGGAAGCCGAGAAUACUGACAUAUCAUGGACUCUGAUUACGGCUGCCCUCUCUUCUGUUGCGAGGACUUCCAUGGUAACCAUGCAGGACAUUCUUGGCCUUGACAGUUCUGGUCGAAUGAAUACUCCAGCUACCCAGAAAGGAAAUUGGAGAUGGAGGAUACCAAGCUCAGUUGGCUUCGACAGCCUCAGCCCUGAAGCAGCAAAGCUGAAGGAGCUGUUUGCGCUGUACAAUCGGCAGUGA
This is a messenger RNA of Miscanthus lutarioriparius, 1773 nucleotides long. The record is from the annotation of a GenBank genome assembly. NCBI's taxonomy places the organism in Eukaryota, Viridiplantae, Streptophyta, Magnoliopsida, Poales, Poaceae.